This is a messenger RNA of Lucilia cuprina (Australian sheep blowfly), 603 nucleotides long. Its product is annotated as pro-resilin-like. The transcript is spliced from 2 exons. Lineage: Eukaryota; Metazoa; Arthropoda; Insecta; Diptera; Calliphoridae. The record is from RefSeq and is a predicted model, not a curated record. Bases 1 to 603 code for a protein of 200 amino acids. Gene Ontology annotation, cellular component: extracellular matrix.
AUGAAUAUCCUGGCAUAUCAAGCUAUAUUUUUGGCCAUUUUUGGUUUAUCAGCUGCUCGUUAUAUUCCUAUUGAUCAUAACAAUGAUGAUCAUGGUCAUAAUGAUGGUGGUCACUAUUCUGUUUUAACUGAACAUGAUCACAGUGGUGGUAGUAAAUAUAAUGGUGGUCAUGCUAUUGUGCGUACCUGGAGUCAGGAACAUGGUCAUAACGGAGGCGCUUAUGCUGAACAUGAUGGCGGUCACUAUGAAGGUCACAACGAUGAUCAUGAUGGUGGCCAUGAUCAUCAUGCUUAUGCUAAAUAUGAAUUUAGCUAUGGUGUCAAAGACGCCAAAACCGGUGAUAUUAAAAGCCAAACUGAGUCCAGAGAUGGUGAUAGUGUUAAAGGCAGCUACACUCUUAAGGAAGCCGAUGGUACCACUCGUCAUGUAGAGUAUUCUGCUGAUAAACAUAAAGGUUUUAAUGCGGUUGUACAUAACUUGGGUCAUGCUAAUGCUGGAGAACAUGGUCACGACAGCCACAGUCAUAAUUAUGCUCAUGCUGGUGGCCACGGCAAAGCUAGCAGUUAUAUAAUUGUUAAGAAACAAGAGGAAACGAAACAUUGA